Messenger RNA from Pisolithus orientalis, 2666 nucleotides. RefSeq lists its product as uncharacterized. The transcript has 5 exons. Gene Ontology annotation, molecular function: protein binding. Bases 11 to 2533 code for a protein of 840 amino acids. The record is from RefSeq and is a predicted model, not a curated record. Lineage: Eukaryota; Fungi; Basidiomycota; Agaricomycetes; Boletales; Pisolithaceae.
CGAAGUACUUAUGGACACCCGCCCGGCAGCUCCUCUUCCUUCUCCCAGUCACGUUCUGCGUGCGUCUGCGUCUCUGCCAGCCUUCAGAUUGAACGUUUCCCUUGGGUCAGAUCUUUCUAGGGGCACGCAUCGACCGUCUAUGAACCCAGGCACCGGCAGCAGCUCCUCCCCCGCAGAUCUUCAACAACACAUCUACAAUUCCCUGCUGGAAUCGCGCACAGCAGAUGUCGCUCUCCAUGUCAAGGGAACAUGGCAAGCCGUCUACAAGCUCCACAGAGUCGUUCUUAUCCAGGCAGGAUUCUUUAACUCGCUCUUCACUGCCGGAUUUCUCGAGUCAUCGCCUAGUCUAUCAGGUAGCCCGUCAGGACAACAGGACGUUAACAUCGUCUUUGACGAUUGCAACAUUACACGUGCAGCUUUCGAAGUGUGCAUCGCGCGUUUGUAUGGCGGUGGGCCACCACUGCACGUCUGUCCUUCCCUGAUCCCGACCCAGAAUCAACCACUCACGCCGUCAUUCUCCUCUCCUUCAUCGUCUUCAGAACUCCCAAAGGGCCAUCAUCCAGCGACACCCCGAUUUCUCCUCUCCUUGCUUGCGACCGCGGUCUACCUGAGCAUUCCUACCAUUGCAUCUCAUGCGCUCAGCUGCAUUCUGAACACUGUCGGACCAUAUACAAUUCUGCCUUAUCUCCGGUUUGCUACGGGUGUACCAAUAGAAGCAUCGGACGACGACGAGCCCGAGGCCGCAGUUGGCCUGGAAAGGAUCGCUGUCCUGACCAGCCCCGGCAGCAGCUCCGUCUCCACACUAACUUCUCACGAUACCAGUAAAGCUGAGCCACGAGACUUACUCACUGACAAGUUCCACGGGCUGGCUGUACAGAAAGAAGAUCCUGGUGAAUCUGAUACCCGGUCUGACGGUGAGGGUGAGGAUCGGCCACGAUAUACUCCUUGCUUUGAUUAUGGGGCUGUGUCGAAUAAGAUAGGCGAAGCAGCUGUUUGUUGGCUGGCAAGAUGGGGUCCGGAUAUGUUCGUAUACGAAGAGAAGGCACUAUCGGGGCGAGACUUCCCUCUCUCACCACCCGCUGUUGCGCCUUCUACCAGGAAAAGAGCAGAGACGCUACCUUCCCGACCGUCAGAAGAAGCCGCAGUUCAUGUCCCCCCUCGCCUGCCAACAAUAUGGGCCAGAGGUGGGUUAACAUCCAAGUGGAUACGGGAGUUGAUAUCUUCGGAUAGCUUAUUCGUCAAAGCGGAACGCGAGAGAUAUGACUUGGCGCGAGCCGUAGUCGAACUUAGGAGGAAACAGGGCAUUGAUGAGGAUGAGGAAAAAGACUGGGAAACAAUGUUUUCCGAAGGAAUCUACUAUGCUAACAUGCUGGUUGAGGAUAUCAUCGCGAUAUCACAGGAUAUUUCUCCUUCAACCGGACGACCAUUCGUACCGACGCCGGUAUUACAAGCUGCACAUUGGAACCAGUCUCUAUUGCGUUGUCACAUUACAACAUCGUCUACCAACACAUCCUUGCCUUCGCCCAGCCCGCCAAUGCGUGACAAGGAACUUGGACUAUGCCUAACUACGGCCCAGAUUCUCUCGCGCCUCUCACCAUCAGAGCAACAAGCUGUCCCUGACGACGAGAAGGAAAAGGUCUACCAUCCUGUUCCCCAGGACUCGUCCAUGAGACUGGGAGACAGCAGUGGAUUGGACGGUGCAUCCAUGGACCAACUAUUUGAACACACCACGUCAUUGUCCGAUAGCAAGUCAACUCCAACUUCGGAGGCGAAUUUCUUUGGUCUCAAAACAGAGCGCAAGACAGCAUUGGAGUGUAUUGCCACUGACUCGACCGGCAAAACUCGUUGGUCUCAAUACCCCCCGUGCCGUUUUGCGGUUGAAUUUUGGGACAUCGACGCUCUCAAGGAGAAAUCUCGGCUCCACUCACACACGAUCUGGUACGCUGGCAAUCUCUUCAAUGUUUAUGUCCAGGUGGUGCGUAAGAAAGGCGCACAACUUGGAAUAUACCUUCAUCGUCAGUCGAGUGUGGAUCCUAUCCCUGGCGCAUCUUCUCCCGUGCAAUGUGUACGGGAACGCAACCACAACAGGGUCCCAUCCCUUCCACACCAUAUCCCCACAUCGGUGUCUUCACCGACGGUUCAUUACUCCCCAUCAAUACAUCCCCGUUCCGGAAGCAUAACGCCCAACUCAGCACCCUCAGCUUCACACGGGUCUGACAAGGCGCAUCAAUCCUUUGGCAAUGCGAUUCCUGCGACAGCACCACCUAUAGCUCCUGUCCAGCCGUACAGAGAUCCUAGACCAUCCGUAGCUGCUUACUUCGCUGUCUCGUGCAUGAGUUCUACGGGCUCUUCGAUCACCCGUUUCACCAGCGUCCCUGACGUGUUUUCCGUAAGCCAGAGUUGGGGGUGGAAGUCAAGUUCGCUACGGAGUGAUGAUAUAGGCGACGGGGGUGAGGAUGACCAACCGAAACGGUCUGGCCCCACACCAAAGGAGGUAAGCUUACGAGCUACCGUCCUUCUUGGCGUUGUUUAGAGGUGUACAUAUGAAGUACUGGCAAAUAUCUGGAUAUAUUUUCGAUGUACUAGGAUGUACAUUCCCUCUUGAUUUUACUCAGGUUCAUUGUACUUACCCUACUUAGUACAUACUUGUCUGCAUUCUUACCGGA